Molecule: messenger RNA, 2728 nt
Organism: Moneuplotes crassus
Lineage: Eukaryota; Ciliophora; Spirotrichea; Euplotida; Euplotidae
Source: the annotation of a GenBank genome assembly
AACAAAGAUGGAAAUCAGAAACGUGAAUGAUAUGUCAAAAUUCAUCAUAGAAUCAGUAAAGACACUUAGUCAGAAAGAAGGAGUAAGUGAUAAACAAAGAGAAGAUGCCCUCAAGUUCUUAAAUGGGAUAAUGAAGGUCGGGUUUAAGUUUCCUGAAAACCUGCUAAAAUCAAUGUUCGAAAUCCUAAUAGCUCACAAUCUUUCAGAAACCCGACCAGAGUUUAUCAUUCUUGCCUCUGCGAAGACCUUCAAUCGUCUGAUUGACGAAGGGCCUAAACUCAUCACACAGAAGGAAGAUAAGAGAAUCUUGCUUGCAUUCGUGGAGAAAUUUAAGCAUUAUGUAAGAAAUUGAGAGAAAUACUCCAAAGAUGUCAUUGAAGAGUUCCUAAAAAUCAUGCUCAAAGUUAUCUCAUUGCUUGAUUAUGACGGAGCAGGCACGAUCUUUCCUCUCAUAUCUGUGACUGCUGUAAAAACACUCAUAUAUGUCAUUCCUGGGGUAAACGGGAUGAUCCAGAGUUAUUUAUUAAGGAUAUGGCAGAUCGCCUGACUAAAAGUCAUAGGUGAUAGCUCAUUCUUUAUGCAAAAAUACUUUAAAGAUGAAGCUGAAGAACAAAAGAUUUCAAACUCCUUAACUCUUGAGGAAUUUCUGAACCCUAAGAAAGAAAAUGUAAAUAUUGAAGAAGCUCGAACAAAGAAUCUUGAUAAGCCAUGGCUGAUGCAGUGAGCUAGUAAGGUGCAAGAUUGUAUGAGGAACAUUGAUAAUAACUUUCAAAAACUAGCUGAGAAAUAACAAUCUCAAAACUUUCAAUGCGCUUUCUGAGUUUGUAGAGCAUCUGAUAUCAGUUUGAAGUAACAUCUUUUUGUUCACAGAGAAUUAUGAGAUUUUCCUAACUUCAAAUGCAGUAUACAAUUAUUGUAGAGUACUAACGACUGAGUCACCAGAAGGAGAAGGGAUUAAACAUAGAGUAAACCUUCGGUCUCUUUUCCCUUCUUCAGAGUAUUUCAGCUCUAGAAAAUCAGCAAUCAUGUUGCUUCUAGAAUCUACUGUCCAAAACUUAUGCAGAAAAUUAAAGAAGGAGAAACACACAUUAUCUUUACUAAAGUUAGAGUCUUUAUUCAAGUAUUCCAAUGACUGAAGAUUUACCUUCAAAGAGGAGACUUUUAAAUAAAUUAUACAUCUCCUUGCUCACUCUUGUGGAAGUCAAGAAUACUAAAGUCACUCUUCUAAAGGAAGGAUCUGGACUUACAGAAGUAUUCGAUAAGACAAAGCUAGCCCCAACAGAGAUCGAAGAUGACAUUGAUUUAUUCCUCUGAAAUGAACUUACUUAUUUUGAGAACUCCCUCGAGGCAUAUUAUGGCCUUCAUAAGAUAUUCCUGCAAUUUCCAGUGGUGCUAUGAGGUCAGAUUUACUCACAGAUAGUGAAAGAUGUAGAACUUAUAGAUUCUGAUGAGCAGUAUUCUCAUAAAGCAUAUGGAUUUAUCAAGAAAAGCAGUCUUUAUUUUCUCCUGUCAUGCUUGAUGGGCAGUAUAAAGCAUGACCUUCAUGACCAAUGACUUGAAUUUGUGCUUGAAAAGAUGAAGGAUACCACAGAAUUAAAGUAUCCUGUCCAAAAGACAUACAUCACUGUGCUACUAAUGGUGUUGAAGAACUGAAUUAUCAAUACUGAUUCCCCAAAUUUGAAGCUAAAAUAACAAGAUUUUUACAGAAAUUUUCACUCUUUUAUCACACAAAUUUGACUGUGUGAAUAAAGCAGCCCUGCUUUGUAUUGAGCUUGUGAAGAGGCAAGAAGGAUGUAGCUCGAUUAGCCAAAUUAUUUCCUCAAGACACGGAGUGUUCUGGUCAAAUGUGUUUUCAUAUAUUAAAUAUCUUGAUUUGAUGAAUAAAAAUACCACAAAAAUUUACCUGAUUUUCAGGUCUCUGAAGACAUAUGGGUAUGUAAAUUUCAAAGAAAACCUCGAUGAUGUGAUUGAGUACUUAUCUCAAGCUAUUGAUCAUUUCUUGGAAAUCAAUGAUUGGAACUCACUCAUGGUGAUUUUUGAUUUGAUUGGUAUCACAAGUGAACUGAUCAAAGAUCACGUCACUGCUGAAGACAAGCAGUUUGCAAAUCUUGUAAAGAAUCUUCUACUGAGGAUUAAACAAUUCUUUACAGCUACAAGGUCUAGAAAAUUAGUCAGUAAAUCAAUCGACAUUUUCAAAAAUUGUAUCCCUUACCUCAGUGAUGUUGGAUUCUCUCUGGAAGAUGCUAAAAAUUUCAGUGAUGAGGACCCUGAAAAUACUCUUUUAAAUGACGGUCUUGGGAUCUUGGUGCACAAGUUUUAUGAAGAUCUCCUGUUCAUACUCAAGGAGAAGGAUUACUCUGCUCAAAAAUCUCAUUCUAGGAUUGGAAUGUCAUUCGAAGCACCUGGAUUUAGCAAUACAUCUAAUCACAUAAGUGUUGUGAGAUUCUUCAUUGAAUUGAAUAAAUACAGAAAAGAAUUCUUAACAAUUGGACAUAGGUACAGAGAUAUUUUUGACUGAAUGAUUGAAAGAUUCUCUUCAUAUGAAGAUUCUGACUCUUCUCUCCAAAACCAGCUUGUGAAAGAAUAUUUGGUCUUUUAUGACCAGAUAGAACUCCCUCAGAUUGAGGAAGGACAUGAGUAUCUUCAAAAGCUCGAGCUGAUAGAUUCUCUUGUUACAAAAGUGAGAGGGAUUCUAGAAAAUGUGAAAUAAUAACUUCAAUUUAUGAAA